AUGGAUUCGAAUGCUUACACACAUUUAAAUGGUACUACAUCAGUAGGGACCAAUAGCGGUGAUGGAAUGGGAGAUGAACUUAAAUAUGGUAUACUGAAAAUAUGUUUAUUUAGUACGUUUUUUGUUCUUGGUCUUAUUGGUAAUUCAUUAGUAUUGGUUGGCAUUGGAUUAAAUAAAGGCAUGCAAACUCCAACAAAUUUACUAAUAUUUAAUUUAGCACUUGCCGAUGUUCUGUUUAUUAUUGUUUGUAUACCUACGACUUUAUUUAGCUUUUUUGGUCGUUGGCCUUUUGCAAAUUUCGGUUGUAAAUUAGCACAAUUCAUUAAUCAUUUAUCAGCUUUUAUGAGUAUAUAUUUACUUGUAUUUAUGUCAAUUGAUCGUUAUCUUGCUGUUGUACAUGCCAUUGAUUCGAUGGCAAGUUAUCGGACAACAAAAAAUACGACAGUUUCUAUUAUGGCUCUUUGGUUCAUUGGUAUUUGUAUAUCUAUGAUUAUCGGCUCAUUAUUCACCGUCAUCAAAUUUGGAGAUGAUGAUUCACCUACAUCCAUGUAUUGUCUUUUACGUUAUUUAAAAGGAGACUCUCACGAUACAUCGAUAACACAGAAUACACCUCAUCUUGAAGUAAUGAAUUACUCUAAAAGUAGCUCAUUGUUGAAUAAUACAGAUCAUCUUUUAACGAAUAGUCCUACUCAAAUUCUACCUAUAGAAGCAAGUAUAUAUUGGAUUGGUUUUGUCAUAUUCCUUUAUGCACUGCCGCUAACAAUAAUUGUUAUACUCUAUGGGCUGAUGUUAAAAUUUUUACGCGGAUCUCAUGGUCAAUCAGUUGGAAAAAGUAAACGUCGUGCGACACGCAUGAUAUUAGCUGUUAUACUAACUUAUGCGUUUUGUUGGUUUUUUAUGCAAUUAUUAUUUAUUUCAAAUAUUAUUCUUUCGAGAAAUAUGAGUCAUACAUUUACGACUUACAUGGAUAUUUUAACUAUGUUUGCUAAUGUUUUUGCCUAUCUUAAUUCUUGUACCAAUCCUAUACUCUAUGGUUUUAUGUCAAAGAAUUUCCGCUCAUCAUUCAUUGAUUUACUUUGUUGUCGUUAUACAAAACGACGUCUUUGUCUACCUCAUAAUAGUACACUGAAUCAACGUAUUACAACAUGUUAUGUUAAAAAUCUGAAUGCAAAAUAUCGAAAAACUGAUUUUCAGAUACGAACAUCAGCUGCUUCACAUUUGGUACAAUUAAAUCGAAUGACUGAAUUGUCCAAUGUAGGUAGUGUGAGCGUAGCUGCUAGUGAUGGCGGCGGUGAUGGCGGCGGUGGUGGUGGUGGCGGUUGUGGUGGUGGUACUGUGGAUUCGUCAACAUCAGGUCUUACAGCAAACUUAUUAUCACAAUGUGAUCAACAAGACUCAACCACUGAUGAAAGUAAAAUACCGAUAGAUACUCCUAGUUCGUGUCAUAUUACCGUUGGAACACAAACCAAUGCAUUGAAUAAACAGCAUAAACGACGGAAACAUGGAAAUCGAUCACCCGUCGUAGCUUACUGUUCAUUACCGACACAAAGUACGUCAAAAACUACAGAGAUGUUAUGCACAUAG
Messenger RNA from Rotaria socialis, 1584 nucleotides. The record is from the annotation of a GenBank genome assembly. NCBI's taxonomy places the organism in Eukaryota, Metazoa, Rotifera, Eurotatoria, Philodinida, Philodinidae.